GGUGCCCGCUCCGCCCCGUGGGGAAGCGGAAGGAUACGGGGUGCCGGGGCUCCCGGUGCCCGCUCCGCCCCGUGGGGAAGCGGAAGGAUUCGGGGUGCCGGGGCUCCCGGUGCCCGCUCCGUGGAGAAGCGGAAGGGUUCGGGGUGCCGGGGCGGCCCCGCUCCCGCUGCCAUGGCGCGGCGGCCCCGCCGCGGCUGAGGGAGCCGCCAUGGCGGCCGCGCUGCGGGCCGCGCUCUGCAGCGGGCUGCUGCUCCUGGAUCCACAGUGCCCAAUGAAGCAAUUUACCUGGAGGCUCCUCAGCUUCUGGAAUGGUCCCAGUGCCCCGGAACGUGAGAAUUACUUCAGUCAACCUUCAGAGCACCUUGCAGUGGGAUGCACCAAGGUUCUCCAGAGGGAACCUCACCUACACUGUCCAGUCCAAGAGCAUCUACUACCCCGGGGACACCUAUGAGACCCUGAGGACACACCCGAGGCUGCCCCAGUGUGACCUGUCCUCGCUGUCACCCUACGGCAGCUACGUGCUGCGGCUGCGGGCCGAGGCGGGCCGGCUGCGCUCCCCCUGGGUCACCCUCACCUUCAAGCCCAUGGAUGACACCACCAUCGGUGCCCCCGAGGUGCGGCUCAGGUCGGACUCGGGGGCGCUGCACGUGGAUGUGUCGGGGCCCUUUGCAGAGCACGAGCAGGAGCGGUGGCCCCUGAGGCUCUACUACGGCUCCUGGAGGUACAGGAUCCUCUACUGGAAGAGGGGCAGCAGAGACACAGACCCGGCCUCUUCCCGGGUGGCUGAGCUGGACACGGGGCACAGCUCUGAGGUGCUGGCCCAGCUGGAGCCCUGGAGCGUGUACUGCGUGCGCGUGCAGGCGCUGGUUCCCGAGUGGAGCAAGGCAGGGCAGCUGAGCAGGGAGCUCUGUCAGCAGACCAGCCACAACGGUGUAACCCCUGUGUGGAUGAUUGUGACUGUUCUGGUGGGGUCCAUGCUGGUCGUGGGCACGGCUGUCACCGCUUGUUUCUUCUCCAGUUUUUAUCUGUACAGACUCACCAAACAUGUUUUCUGCCCUUCCUACAUUUUCCCACAGCACUUGAAAGAGUUUCUGAGCAAGCCUCCCAGUGCUCCGCAGCCUUUCCCUCCUGGAGAAGAGCUCCUGGUUUGUGACGAGCUGACAGUGAUUCCAGAGCAACCCCAAACCCUCACUGAAGGGCCUGGGGACGAGGGGACAGCAGAGCUCCCUCAGGACUCUGCACCAGGAGACCCCCACUCAGGAGUGGGAGCAGCCUCAGGAGAAAUAAUAUCCUAAAUAUCCUCCUCAUUCUUCCUUGGGAAUGAGAAGCAAAAGGACUUUUGGGUUCAUCUCACUGCUGUUCCCCAGCAGGAAAACCCCACGGCCAAACACGGGGUCACAGACUUUUGACAGAAUCAUUUUAUUUUUUUAAGUGCGAGAAACUGGGCUCUAAAUUAGGAAUUAAAAGAUCCAUAACUUUUGCCACUGGUGGAUGUGGCUCCCUGAGGAGUUGUAGCAAUUCUGGCACUGAUUAUGACACUAAAAAGGAAAUGUCAUAUUUGUAUAGAAUGCUAAUUAAUUGAACUUUGAUGAACUAUUUAUUGCAAAAAGUAAUCAAAACGUUUAUAAAAGAAAAUCGUAUUUUGUAAGGAAAGACCUGAUCUGGUUUAUUUUUUCCUAAUGAGAAAUGAUGUGUUUUUAAGGGAAUCAUCUUUCUAUGGAAUUUAUUCUUCCCUGAUGCAAAGUUGUGAUGUUUUUAGGGUGGGAUGAACUGAUGCCUGUGGGAAACUUGGCAGCUGAAGUGGGAAUUAAAUUAGGCUCAUUUUAAUUACCUGCUGAUGUGUGUUGUUAAUGUUAAAAAUGCAGGGAGCUGUGACUCCCUGCUCCAAAGGCAGCCUCGCCUGCACAGGGGGGUAAGGGCUGUCCCCAGCCCUGGGGCAGGAGCACAGGCUUGUGUCACUGUGCCAGGGUGACAGGGAGAAACUGAGCUCUGUCACCAAAGGGAA
Onychostruthus taczanowskii (white-rumped snowfinch) is the source of this 2005-nucleotide messenger RNA. Its product is annotated as interleukin-10 receptor subunit beta-like. Gene Ontology annotation, molecular function: interleukin-10 receptor activity; protein binding. The record is from RefSeq and is a predicted model, not a curated record. Bases 309 to 1295 code for a protein of 328 amino acids. The transcript is spliced from 8 exons. Lineage: Eukaryota; Metazoa; Chordata; Aves; Passeriformes; Passeridae.